This is a messenger RNA of Scaptodrosophila lebanonensis, 11066 nucleotides long. RefSeq names its product AF4/FMR2 family member 4 (gene dikar). The record is from RefSeq and is a predicted model, not a curated record. The coding region runs from base 552 to 10484 and encodes 3310 amino acids. NCBI's taxonomy places the organism in Eukaryota, Metazoa, Arthropoda, Insecta, Diptera, Drosophilidae. The transcript has 10 exons. Gene Ontology annotation, biological process: chromatin remodeling. Gene Ontology annotation, cellular component: CERF complex. Gene Ontology annotation, molecular function: protein binding.
GUUGUGUUGAGGAGUAUGUGUUGUGUACUUAAACGCUCUGAAAAGGAAAAAUUAAAUCGAAAAAAUUUAAAGCCAACCUUUUCGACACAGCACACCGACUGCGCAACACACUGUGUCAGCCGAAGAUGUAACUAAUAGUUUGUACCCCUAAAAUAGAGUUGCACACGAAUUCAUUGCGCUCCUGUUACAGCAAAAAAAAAAAAAAACGAUUGAGUAGAAAAGCGCAAUAGCAAAAAAAGAAAAUUUAUUAUCGUUCUGAAGAAUUUGAGUAUUGUGCCCGAUAUAUAAAGGAACUGUUAUUUUCUUGUGUUGCCGAUAGUGAUAAACGGAAUCAACGGGAUACCGCAGCACCCCCGCGCUUUUUAUGUGAAUGAGUGCGUAUUUGUGAAAAAUAAUUAGCAUUUCAUGCGCCAUUUGGAUCAACCGAUAAUUACAUGCAUAUAAACAUAUACUGAGUUCAGAGCGACCAAAGAGCGACUUGAACGCCAACGCCUAAGGAAUUGUUAAAUAAAUCGUAAAGCGCAAAGUUUUCAAUACGCAAGCAUAUAUAAAUGGUUUCUACUUUCAUUGGCCUAUUGGACAUUCAAUCAUGGUGGGAGAUACCGUGUAUUUCGCAUUUUUGUUCAUUGUUUAGUUCCGCUUUCGAUUUGCCCGACAUUGAUAUCGAGGAUCUUGAAUCGGCGCUGCUUUCCGAUGGUACCAGCGACGAAGAUCAGGUUGCCUUAGUGCCGGAAUUAAUUGUGCGCCUUCUUAAGGGCUGCGAUGCGCUACACUCUGUAGCCAAGGAUAUCACACACAGCAACUAUCAGAUGUUCUUGCGUCGCUUUCUGCGCCAACAGUGUCGCCAACACCAAACCGAAAAUCACUUCGAUACGGACAUUGAUUUUCAAUCUCUGCCGGUGCGCAAGCGUCUGCACAUUCUGCACGAUCUGUGCCAUUUUCGUCUGGACUCUGCCGAUGUGCAGGUCAUACUUAGUAAUCUAGAGGCCGAUAGCCUUCGUGUCGAACCACUCGGAUACGACGCCAAGAACUCUGGCUAUUGGUAUUUCUACGGCACGCGUCUUUAUCGCGAGGAUAAAGCUAGUGGCUCGCAUACAAGUGCCGGUGCUGGCAGUAGUGGUGGAAGCAGAGCUGGAGCUGCAGCGCCAGCAGCCGCUGGUACUACAUAUAUUGGCAGUAACGGCACAAUCUGGCAAGUAAUUUGUUUCACCGAAGAAGACUGGCAGAACUUGGCUGCCAAAUUCAAGACAUCGACGAACGCCAAGGAGCGUGAACUCUAUCAAAUACUCGAUGAAAACUUUUUGCCUAAAUUGCCUCAAUUGUUUCGCGAGCGUGAGCGUCUGAGAAGGAGAAAAUUGUUGCAGGUGCGCAACUCCAGUCGCAUACGCAACAUUGUCGAGUUGAAAAAGGCGCGCCAGGAGGAGGAGCGUCAGCAACGAGAACGCGAGCGUCAAAGUUUGAAUCGCGAGCGUCAAUAUUCGCACUGGGCAGCCUCGUCGAAACAACAUCGCGAUCGGGCACUGAAACAGAGCCGCUCACGUUCACGCAGACGCUCGCAAUCUACAUCGACAGCAAGCGGUAUUUCCACAUAUGCAAGCUCCCUAAGACGUACAACAACAACUAAUUCGAGCGAAUUUCUGUGCCACAGGGAAACCUUUUGUCUGUCACCAGAAGACGACGACGACGAAGAGGACGAAGGCGAAGGCGAUAACAACAACAAUCAUAGCCACGAGAACGACGAGGAGCAGGCAGUGACACAACAACAAGCCACACACCAAUUCGUAGCUUCGCCAGCAGUAGUAGCAACAUUAGCAUCAACAACAACAACAACAACAGAAACAACUAUAUAUGAAGUAGAAACGGAAACUCCUCAAAUCGAAAACGACAGCAAAUUUCGUUCGCCUCAGCCACCUGUUGAGAUAUCGCAAACGCCUGCAGAAUUCAAAACAAAGAGCCAUCAUCAUCACCACAAAAAGAAGAAAUCGGGUAAGAAGCAAAAGAAACGUUCGCGUGAGCAUCGUGAGCACAGCCACCAUCAUCACCAUCAUCAUCGGCGGCGCCACAAGCAUGCAUCUGAGACAGACGACGCACCCAGCAGCAAUAACGACAACAACAACGGGAGCAGCAACCACAAGCGUCGCCACAGUCGCCACCAACAACAGGAGCCAGAGUCACACGAGGUUGCAACACGCCACGACACUUCAUUGAGUCCCGAGGAUAAGGAGAAUUUUUGUCGUCAACUGCAACUGUUGGAUACCAAUUCGGCGGCCAUUGCGGUUGCCACGAGCAUAGCUGACUUGAGUUUACCAUCUCCAGCGGCUGAUGAGAGCGAAGUGCAACAGCAGCAGGCAGAGGGAACGCAACCACACCAACAACCAACACAGCCAGCAGUCAAGCGUGUGGAGCAACAACAGCAGAUGGCGCCGGCGGCCAAUGUAAAAUUGCCCGGCAGGCAAACAAACAAUUCGCUCAGCUCGCUAACUGGCAACAUUUUUAUACCGAGUGGUGCGCAGCAGCAACAGCAGCAGCAACAACAACAGACAAAUACUGGCAAUGCUGGAUCGGGCAACAUGACGACAGCACGGACAGGUAAUAAAAAGCAGAAGUCAACUCUGUCGACAGUUAAAGCGGAUCGGAGCAGCACCAGUGGAGGGAAAAGUAAAAAAUCAUCAUCAACCACAUCAAAUGCUGGCAACAAUAAUGCAUCAUCGAGCGCAUCUUCCUCAUCGUCCAGUAAAGCGGAUCGAGAGCGCAAUAGUGGCGCCUAUUCGGACAAAAGUGCGGACGACCAUGUAAAUAGUAGCAAACGUAGCACCACCACCACCACCACAACCACCACCAACAACAACAGCAGCCUUAACAACAACAACCAUAGCCAUAAGCACUCGUCGCAUCACCACAAUAACAACCACUCAAAUGCGCAUGGCAAAAGGGAUGCGGUAACAACGCCAACAAUAACAGCGUCGCACGGAACCACACACGAUCAGCAACACCACCAUCAUCAUCAUCACCAUACCCAUGCACCACAUGCCCACCAACAACACACGUACCCACACACUACUACUAAUCAUAGCCAUAACAGUAACAAAAGCAAAUCUAAAUUCCUGCACCAUAACCCAAAUCAAUUUAAUCCCCUAAUACAUCACACGACAUUAAAAACAACAACAACAACAACCACCAACAUACAUAAUACAACAACAAAAACAAGCAAUUCAACGUACAACUCCAAUCAUGCGAAUAUUCUUAGCUUCACUGAAACGGAGGAAGUGCUACAAAUUGGAAUGCAUAAGGUGCUCGUUUAUGUGAAAAAUCAUCGCGACGCUUGGCCCUUUAUGGAUCCCGUGGAGGAGGAUAUAGCGCCUCGAUAUUACUCUAUUAUCAGAAGACCCAUGGAUCUUCUGAAAAUGGAGGAUAAACUGGACAGUGGAGAGUAUCACAAAUUUAGCGAAUUUCGGAAUGAUUUUCGAUUGAUUGUGAACAACUGUAGACUGUACAAUGGGCACAAUAAUGAAUACACAGAGAUGGUGAAUAACCUACAGGAUGCUUUCGAAAAGGCAACCAAAAAAUAUUUUGAUAAUCUAUCCGAUGACGAAGACGAUGAUCCCAAUUUAAGCUAUCCUGCCGCUGACUCCAAAAUGAACGUAUUUCGUGAGAAGUACUUCAACAAAAAGGCGAAGGAAGAGGAGAAGGAGAGCGUGCUGGCGACGCUCGCAGGCUCAAGUAGCAAACGUCAUGAUAGUAAUAAUACGAGUGACGAAGAAGAGCAGAGCGAUCUGGAUGAGCAGGAUACGCCAACGGAAAACUCUCAACGCGGACAGAAACGCAAGCGCAAGGAGAAGGAUAAACGGCGAAAGAAGAAAAUAAAAAGCAAGGCGCACAACAAUGACGAGCAGUUAGAUACAGAUGAAGAGGUAUUGGAUUCAGUGCCGUCGCCUGCCCCGACACCAGCAAUCAAAAAGAGUAAGUCGAGCAAAGUGUCCAAGGAAAAGGAGCCAAGGGAAACGCAAGCGGCUCAAAAGCGUGGACGCAAAGUUAAAAGUGAAAAAUCGACGUUAGCGGGGAGACCGAGCAAAACACAGCAAAAGACCAAAAAUAGUGGAAAGAAGUCAAAUCAGGACGAGCCCAUAAAUACGGACUCGAGUGAUUUGGACGCCAACAGUCCCGAAAGUGAGGACGAGCAAGUGAUCGUGGCGAGGACCAAAACCAUAACCAAACCAUCGACACGAACAAUAGCGGCGCAAAAGAAAAAGUCCGUGCCAGCGGAGUCAAAAGUUAAACAGCCGACGCCUAUAAAAAAACAGCAAAAGACAAGGACCAACAAGGCAGGCGGACGUGCGGUAAAGGCAAUAAAUGAAGAUGAACAGAGCGAGCUAUCCGAUUUGGAAGUCAACAAUAGGCGGCUGUUGCCACCCACAGCUGCAGCAGCAUUGGCUGAAUCUGCUGCUGAACUCGAGGAGGAUGAUGAUGAUAGAGACGAUGAUUCGCGGUCACGCAGUAUGUCCCCGUUCAAAGUUGAUCUCCACAAGAAAUACUCAAAAAGUGCACUUAAUGAUGAUCUUUCUGAGCUGCUGACAACGGUCAAGAAGGUGCCUAAUGCCGAGACAACUAAGCUGAGUGCGAGGCACGAAGAUAAUAGAGAUGAUGAUGACGACGAUGAUGAUGAUGAAGAUGAUUUUAAAUCCUUGUCCUCUAGUCGUCACUCUUCUAAGGAGCGGAAAUCAUCACCAAUAAAGCGGGGAAAGAAAUCAGAGUCAAGCGCCAAAAAGGAGAAGGAAAAGGGGAAGGAAAAGGAAAAGGAGAAGGAUAAAGAUCAGGAGAAGAAGCUUAGUCAUGAGAAAAAUAAGACACGUUGUGCCAAGCACAAGAAGAACUCCACAGAGACGGAUGCUGCCGCAGCGGCUGCUGCCGAGCAGGCCGAACUCGAGAUGCUGCUGCCAUUUAUGGAUAAAUACGAUGUCAUCAAAUAUCGGCGGAGUCGUGCCCAACAGCCGAGCAGUGGUUCCAGUGCCAACAAUUCGGUAACGCCACCCGAGGAGGCCAAAUCGACUAGUACAAAAAGUAGUAAGGAUAGCGAGAGGACAUCAAAGAAGGGGCGUGAGAAGCGUGAUAAAACGCCUGAACAACCAGGUUCGCCAGUAAAGGGCACAACAGAAACAAAGCGCGGGCGCAAAUCCAAAGAAGCGAGGCGUACGAAAGAGUCGAGCAGCGCAGAGAAGCCAGACAAGGCUAUCAAAAUCGAGGAGAAACAUAACCCCGCACCCUCCAAGGCAGCGACUCCAAAAAACGUAGAUAAGGCACCGGAUCCGCCACCUAUACCUGCACCAGUAGCUAAAACAGAAGCCACCAAGGACAUUAGCAAUAGUAGCAACAAUAGCAACAGCAAGGCCAACAGUGCCAGCGGUAAGACCAAGGAGACACCUAAGGCAACUACCAAGAAGCGCGUCGAUAAGCAAAUGCCGCCUCCGCCGAAGCCUGCCGAUAAGCCCACAGAGAAAGCAACAACAGCGAAAAAGACAGCUGGAAAGAAAGCUGGUGGUGCGGGAAAAUUAGGUGGCGCAUCACAAAAAAGUCAAAUAACAACGAACAAUAGCAACACCAAUCUCGAAGCGCUGGAUGUGGAGACGGAACAGACUCUAAAGGACAUCAAUCGUUGGUUGGAGCACACUCCACGCUUCUCCGAGUUCAGCUCAGCUAGCAAUUCUCCCUCGCGAUACAAUCUCCUAGAUGAUUUUGACUCAGGCAUUGGCAGUAAACUGGACGCGGCCGACUUUCGACGUCCGGUAGCGCUGGCAGCGCCAAAAGUGGAACUCGUGCCAACCAAACUAGCUGAAGCGCUCAACGAGCUCGUCAGCGAUGAAGCCAAGAAGGGCGAUUCAGAAACAGCGUCUGUUAGUGGAACUGGUGGUGCUGCAACCACUGUCGGUGGCACCGCUAGCAGUGUUAGCAGCAGUUGCGGCACACCGCCACAUUCGACCAAUUCGGUUAACUCCAUAGGCAGCACAUCGGCCACGGCAGCCUCAUCGAAUAACUCGACGGUGAACGCACCUUCGAGUUCCUCGCUCACAUCGGCCAAUCAGCCCACGUUGGUUAUUCAGCCGCCUGCGGUGACGCCUCCCGCUGUACCGCCCCCUGUGCACGUGCAUACGAAGCCCAAGGAGCCGAGCACCACACAGUUACUGCUGAAUCCGCCACCACCACCGCAUAUCAAGCAGCAAAUGGCCAAAGAGGCCAAGCGUAAGUCCCUCAAGGAAAAGCUUGCGGCGACGGCACAUGCGCAACAGCAGAAGGCAAAAGGCAAUGUAAUGCGCACCAUUGAUCGCCUGCAACCGGGAAAGGCUAAGGGAAAUCUCAUACAGAACGUGAAUAAACCGGAUGCAGAGACCACUCCACUUGGGGCAACCGCAUCGACGCUUUCCACCGUGGCCUCCAAGACAAAGGAGCUUAAGAACGCACUUAUCACAGAGGCCAGCGAUGGUGCGCCCAAGCUUAGCCUCGGCACAGUUAUUAAAACGCAGGACUUUGCCUUGGGUAAGACCCUGGACGAGCUGGCGGGCAAGGGCGUGGAGAAGCAAUCGCGGGAUGGCGAUGGUAGUGCUGGCGAGGACAAUGGCAGCAAAUCCGAUGAUGACUGUGAAACGGCGAUAAAGACCAAGGAACCACCAAAACCAUUUGAAGCACUGCUUGAGCUAAGCAAAGCAAGCAAAUCGAGCGAGGCGUCCAAAAGCGAAGCAAACAAAGAGAAACCGAAUUUGAGCGCUUGGCUGAAGGCUUUUGGCGGGCCCAAGGUCAGCAAGAAAACGGACGAGGAUGAUAAACAGCUGCACCAACAACAGUCGCAUCAACAGGAUAUAUCGGGCGAUCCGGCUAGCAAGUCCAGUGAUGGUCAUGUUGCACCACCGGCGCACUCACCUGCUGGCGACAACUUUUCGCUGCCAACGGUUUUGCGACAGCGAAAGCCGAGCACAGGCAGCACUACUUCGGAGCGAUCGUCGUUCAGUCAAGAUCCUGAUUCGCCGCGCAUUGCCAUCGAUGAGCGUUAUGGUUCGUAUGCAUCUGGUGCAUACACAUCCCCAAUCGGCGCCUCACCAAUUGGAGCUUCACCCAUCAUGGUCUCGCCCAAGCCAAACGAUGACAUGAACAAACCACCCACAUCUCCAUAUCCACUCAAUGGGGCCAUUAAGGUGGGAUUUUAUCAGGACACUACUACGAAGAGCAGCCCGGACAAGAGCUGCAGUCCUCGUGAAAUUACCUCACCGUAUCCACAGUACUCGCAGCACAUUUACUCCUCGGCCUCAUCACCGAAUGUUUCCACACCGGAGCUGAGUGGCACUUCGCCUUAUGGCGGUGGUAAUAGCUACAAUCCCUCGGGUUCCGAAGCUUCGAAAACGCCUGGCUACUCUUCCACUUCUCCGCUUCCCAUUUGCUAUGAUCAGUACAAGCAACCGCGCUCACAGGAAUCAGACUAUAACUCGUCGAUGAGUCCCAGCACACCCAAUCCGCAUUCGCCGUACCAGCAACCACAGAGUUCGCCAUACACGACACCUCAGUCCACACAUCAGUCGCCUUACCACGCCCAAUCGCCUUACCAUCAGCAACAACAUUCGCCGUACCACCAACAGCAGCAACCAUCGCAACAACAACAGCAACCGUCACACAGUCCGGCGGCGCAUCAACAGGCGCACAGCCCCAUGCAAAGCAGUGUAGAUUCGCCGGCCUCCUCAGCGGCCACCCAACCACCCACUCCGCUGGCCCAGUCACCGGCAGAGCAGCAACAUUCGCCGUAUCAGCAACCAGUGCUGUCGCCCUACCAGCAACAACCACCGGUGGUGGUGCCAGCAGCCGUUACCCAACCAGGAUCGGUUGCGCCUACAACAGCUAUGGCAACUAAUAGUGGCUAUGCAUCAGCACCCACUCAUGACACUUACCAGCAACAACAGCAACAACAUAAGCAACAACAAGACCAGCUACGAUCUUUGUAUAACCCAGCAACGCUUAUAAAUCCGUUGCAAGCUGUGACAGCACCCACAGCUGUUGCCAAGCAGACAACAAAUAACGAGUGGAGCUUAAAUCGUAGUCUGCUGCCAACAAAUAUUGCCGGACAAGCGCAGCAACAACAACAACAGCAGGUACAGCAACAGCAGGUACAGCAACAGCAGGUACAGCAACAGCAGGUACAACAACAACAGCAGCAGCAGCAGCAGCAGCAACAACAGCAGCAGCAGCAACUAAUUAGUAGCCAACAACAACCACAGGCUCAGACCCAAUCUCAAUCACUUGCACAGGCCGCCAAACCCAAAUACCCCACUUAUGCGCAAUAUCAGUCUACAAAUGCAGCAGCCAGUGCGGCAGCGGCUGCCAAUGUUGCAGACGGCACAGAUCAGCAACAACAGCAGCAACAGCAAAAGAUUACACCGCCCAGUUAUGCGAGUGACAUGGCCAGCUUCAUGCAACAUCAAAUGCAACAAUUGCCAUCAACGUUGAAAACGGACACGCUGAUUAAUCCGCUGAAGAGACCUGGCGAGGAAUUGGGCAUGGAUUAUAGUGGUGCCACUAAGUUGCAGAAAUUGGAUGAUAAUUUGACAGCUCAACAACAGCAGCAACAAUCUCAGGCGCAAGCGCAGGCAUCGCUGUUAAACAAGCAACAGCAAAUGUUUAACAGCUUUUUGGGCUCGAUGGCCUUUGGAAAGCCGCUCGGUAACAUUUGUCCGGAUAAAGCUUUCGAGAUGUACAAUAGGGCUGCAGCUACCGGUUUUCCCAAGGACUUUGUCAAGGAUAACAGCUGCCAGUUGCAACAACAGCAACAACAGCAGACACCAACGGCAACUAAGCAACAGUCAAACCAAGUUCAGUCUGCAAAUCAGGUGCAGCCACAAUCUUCGAUAGCGACACAGCAGCCACAAUCGUCUAUACCGACGCAACAGGCACAAGCCCCGACGCAUUUGACGCAGCUACAAACGCCACAUAAUCAAAACUAUCAGCAGCAGCAACAGCAGAAAUUGCCGCUGCAACAGCAGCAACAACAACAGCAGCACCAACAGUCCCACAAUACAUACCAACAACAGCAGCAGCCACAACUUAAUCACAACUAUGCACCAGCACCGCAGCAAACGCAACAGACACAGCAACAAGCAGCGGCUGACAAACCAGCAGUGGCAACACAUGCCCCCGCAACUAGCGAUGCAAGUGGCAGCAACAUGUUGCACAUGCCCUCAACAGCACAUCAACACCAUCUUUCGCAGACACACCAUUUGGCUGCCUACAACAAAGCCACACCUCCACCACCCCAGACCUACAAUAAUCCGCUGAUGCACCCCCUCGCCGAGAGCAUGCUCGGCUAUCCCGCGAACUACUUCGACAAGGCGAUGCCACCCGCUGCUCACAUGUAUAGUGCCUCCAGUGCCGCAGCCUAUGGAAAUCCAGCAGCUCAGCUGCCGGGCAAUUAUGUGCCUACAGCACUAUCAGGAGCCGGUAGCAACACGCAAACCCAACAAACAACGCAUCAUGCGCCCCUUGCAGCAGCAGCUGCAACAGUGGCAGCAACAACAGCAACGCCGCCUGUUACAGUAGCCGAAGUGAAGGCGCCGGCGAAACGUGGACGCAAAAAGAAGGCAUCAACCAUAGCGGCUGAGGCGGCAGCUGUGGCUGCCAAACAAGCGCAGCAACAGCAGCAGCAACAACAACAGCAGCAACAAGCAGCCGCACAACAAGCGCAGCAACAGCAGCAGCAGCAACAACAACAGCAACAACAACCGCCCAUGCACACGCAAUACAAUAUGCCACAAAUGGCCAGUGCCCAUCAGAGUAAUGCCGUAGCAUUGCAUCAGGGCUUCCAGCUUUAUGCCGGUCUUAAAUCUACCGGUGUCUCAUCGCCACUCGCGGGUGCGGGUUCAGCAAGCACUGGACUAGUCGGCACGGCAGCCUCGCCCGCGGAGGGCACAACCAGUGCUAAUCAUAGUUCUACAGCGGCCGCAGAUGCUGCUGCCAUAUCGCUGAAGACCUCAACGGGCAUGGUGCCGGGCAGCGCCUUCAACUUUGCCGCAGCACCCGGUGCGCUGGGACUCUAUGGGGACCAAACAGCUGCCGCUAGCAGCUAUCUCGAUCAGUUCCGUGAUGCACCGAACCCGUAUUAUAUGCCACCGGCACCGGCGCACAGUGGCGCGGCAGCGAAUGUGUCUGGCAAUGCCGCAGAUAAGACGCAAAAUGCGCUGAGCACUGCGGCUGGUUCGUAUCCGUUUUUGGCGGCAGCGCAUCCUUCAACACGGGCCGCCUAUCCCUUUGCAGCCUCACAGCUCGAUGCCAAUUCGCAGCUAUAUCAGCAGUACCUGCGUCGCGAUGAUUUUCACACGCGCAUGAUUCUGAAUCAAAGUCUGCUCGGUGGUCCGGCGGCGGGCUAUGGUCAGCCCCCACCACCACCCAGUGCCUAUCGACCGUCGGCAUUGGGCAUGCCGAAGCCGUACGAUAUCAAUAGGCAAUCAUGGUUUUAGCAGUACGCCAGUGCCGCCAACGUGGAUCUGCAGGGAGACGAUCUAAAUGCAUCGUCGACGACCGCGGUGGCGGCAACGGUGGCAACUGCGACUGCAUCUGCAACCACGCAACGCUGAAGCUAUUUGUGAAAAGCGGUUUCAAUGCCUUGUGUUUCAAGUUUUAACAUCAACAUCUUAAUUACCAUUCUUUCAUGUUAAUUAUGUGCGAGUGUUGAAGUUGCCUUUGUUGUUAAUUUAAAUGAAUAUUGAUAUUCUAUUUUCUCUAGACUCGAAUUCUAGUUUCUAAGUUUCCUAUUUUUGUUGACUGCUUCGCAUUACUUCUAGGCUACACGACUCAAUACUAGCCACUUUCUUUAUUUUCACUCGCUUUUCGUGCAAUGUCUUGACAUUCGACAGACAGACUAACAGACUGACUAAGUCUAAACCUUCAACUUCAACACGCUGCGCAGACCAAACCCUUGACCACAUAUAUAUACAUAUAAAAAAAUAAAACGAAUAAAAACAAAAAAAAAAUCUUACCUAGUUGUUAGCAACAUUAUCAAUUUUAAGCAUUUGUUUAUGACACUAAUUCAAAAGAGCAAA